Molecule: messenger RNA, 5713 nt
Organism: Hylaeus anthracinus
Lineage: Eukaryota; Metazoa; Arthropoda; Insecta; Hymenoptera; Colletidae
Product: homeobox protein CDX-1-like
Exons: 4
Coding region: 662-1780 (372 amino acids)
Biological process (GO): animal organ morphogenesis; regulation of transcription by RNA polymerase II; cell differentiation
Cellular component (GO): nucleus
Molecular function (GO): RNA polymerase II transcription regulatory region sequence-specific DNA binding; DNA-binding transcription factor activity, RNA polymerase II-specific
Source: RefSeq, a predicted model, not a curated record
GUCGUCGGUACAACAUCGCGAAUAUUCGUGUCGCGUCACCUGGCCGUUAUCGUCGAGCCGGCAGUAUCUUUCCGCGAACGGGUCGAAAGGGACGAGAAUCGUUCCCAUCGCGCGCUCCUCGAUCGAACAUCGCCACAGUGUCGCGUGAACCGGAAGCGUUCUUUUGUUUUGGUGCCCCGCCAAUGUGACAGUUUAGAGACCGAAGGACGAGCUCGAGCAACAGUAGCUCCCAUUCGAGCAACCGGCGUCGAUCGACGUGGAACCAUCCCACGAGUGUCUGUGUUCAGAAUCCUCCAGUCGAGAGAUUCCAGAGAGUUCGGGAGCAUGAGGUAGAUACAUUUGAACAAGCAUCGAAUGUAGUCGUUAGAUGUUGGAGCUUCUAGAACGCUCUAAUCGCAAACUAUAAAUACGGUAGUUUCGGUUGUGUACCCGUGGUGUACGAAGGGACCGAUCGCGAUUUCACACUGGAUCACUCGUGUGUCUGUAGUCGGCCGAUUUAGACGUGUCCAGGAUCGUCCGAGUUGGACUCGUCCCUGCGCGUGUCUAUGUAUGAACCAGUGAUUGGAAACCCCGUCUUUCAGCGGCUACAACUACGUCCACCCCUAUCAUCGCGUCGACAGUGAUCUGCGGCCGUGACGGGUGCACGGCGACCACCGUCAACAUGACAGAUAUAGGCAUUGGCAUGGUGUCCUACUACAAUCCUCUGGCGAUGUACAGACAGCAGCAGCAGUCCACGACCGGUCAACAGCAGCUCGCCCAGCAGGUCCAGCAACACGCUCAAGCGCAACAGGCGCAGCAACACGCCGCCUCGGCGACCACCGACGGUGGCCAACAAUACUGGUACGGAUGUCCGCACGGAUACACCCACGGCCAUCACCAGCCACCAGGAGCCCAACAGUAUCUGGACCACACAGACGUUCUGCCAGGUUGGCACGCCCACCACUACUCGCAUCUCCACUAUCAGCACCACCAGACCUACCAGCAACACCAGCAAGCCCAGUUGACCAGCGUAACGGACUGGAGCGGCGACGAGACGAAUCCCGCGGUAGGAGCUGGCGAACCGAGCCCUCCCAUCACAGUCAGCGGAAGCGAGAUCAGCAACCCUGGCACACCGUCCACUCCGCCUGCGAAUAACAACAACAGCAUCACUGUUAAUAAUAAUAAUAACAGCACCACCGCUAACAACAACAACACAACGCCCAUGAGGCCCACGCAGAUCAGGAGCCCCUACGAGUGGAUGAAGAAGACCUCGUACCAGAGCCAACCGAAUCCAGUGUGCAACGUAACUGCAAACUGCAACGCAAGUGCAGUUUCAGCGAUUCACGAGCUCUGCGCCCUUGACGCCCUUGGAAAGACUCGAACAAAAGACAAAUACAGAGUGGUCUACACGGAUCAUCAGAGGUUGGAGCUCGAAAAAGAGUUCCAUUUCAACCGUUACAUCACGAUUCGUCGCAAGGCGGAACUUGCCGCCACUCUAGCGCUCUCUGAACGACAGGUGAAGAUCUGGUUCCAAAAUCGGCGAGCGAAAGAACGGAAACAGUCGAAGAAGCGCGAGGAGCAGGAGCAGAAGGACAUGAAGCCGGAUGGCACACCUACGCGAGCGAUGGCCAACUUGACCCUCGAGGAAAUGAGCAUGCUAGGCGGUAUGAUGCACAACGGUGGUUCCUCGCCCCUUGGUCUCGGUCAUCCCGGUCAUACCUUGAGCUUAGGCCACGGACCAGCUUCUCUACAUCUCCACAGCCACCAGCACGCUCAUCCGCACACGGUAUUAGGCUUGUGACCUGAGGAACCGAUCGCAGAAACGUGGUCCAACCACGGCUGACCUCGCAACGCUUCACUGUCUCUCUCUUGAAUCCGCGAUCGCGAGGAGAUCCGAAACACCACGCUCGAUCAUCGUCGAUCCACGAUCUUCAGUUUUGAAAUUCGGGGCACAACCGAGGAAGGGAUGAUUCCUCGCGAAAGAAACGCGUAGCACUCGGAGAAUAACAUUUUUCUUUCAAAUGCGCGACUGCGCUUUUCAACACUUUGUCUUUUUUAUUAGCGUGUCAGUUUAAAGAUCCAGUUCCAGCUUUCAUCAGUUCCCUUUCGAUUCGUUUUUAGAAUCGAGGAAUCGCUCCACUUUCGUUCCAGCUCCACCUAUUUUCAACAUUGAUCUCCUACAGGAAGCCUCUUACGUAAGCCAUUUACUUUUCGUUUUGAAUUCCUUUUUUGCACGACGAAUUAGCCUCGGCUUCGUUUCCUUUUAACCUCCAUAUUCUUUCAAAAUCAAUUAUCUGAAUUAAGCCUACUGUGAAAAAACCUUAGUCUCCAUUCUCGAUUAAUUUUUGAACGAGGAAUCGCCCCACUUUCGGCUAUCCCGCGAAUCGUUAAGGAAACCCCGUGUUUAUCGGAAUCUGUUCGCGAUCGAGGAUCGAGGAAAACGACGGUCUUCGAUCGACAGAUCGCGAAGACCGGAACUUGUAUUUGUCCGUCCUGCGGUGAUUGUGCGUGGAAACGGAGACUUUUUUUAUUAUUAUUAACCAUUUCGAUGAUCCGUGGAGUCAACCGUUUGUCAGCGAUUUUUUCUUAUCCCUCGCGUCGGUUCAAGCUUGGCGUCGACGACUUCGCGAGAGUCUGCGUGUGCGAUUACGGUUGUAUACAGUAUUAUUUUCAAUUUCGCUAGGAUCAUGUUCCAGUUACGUUUUUGUAAUAUAUAUAUACAUAUAUAUGUAUAUAAUUUUACUUUCCUUCUCUGGGGGGACGAGCCCUGGGCGUUAGACGAAAUGUAAUCCACGAUUACGAAUGCGAUCGAUGAUCGACGAUUACACUUGUUUACCAACGUCCCUAGAUUACAAGCGUGGAGUUUAACACGGUGACCGCCAGAAACGCAAUCAUCAAAAUUCCUGCGAGGAAUUAUUCCUGAAAUUUUUGAUUCAUCGAUUCAUCGCCUGAUGUAGUUUCUGUGACUUCUCACCUUUACAAUUAAUUUAUUUAAUUCCUCGGUGAAAAUCCUUGUUACACACGUCACAUAUUAGCGACGUGGCGGUCAACGUGUUAAGCUGACAAGUGUAGGCGACGAUUAUAAGCGUAAUCGCGGAGAACCGAGGCCCGACUCUGUUACGAAACAGCGACGCGACGUUUCCGUUGUUCGAAUCCUCGAUCACGACGUUACGAAUCAACCAAGACAACGAACGAAUUCACCUAAUCGGACCCUGAUAUGCAUAACAGGACAACGAUCGAGAAAAACGUGCAAUCCUUGCCUUAAACCGCCGUCACUCGUACGCGAGCGGUUGCGUCUAAUGCGAUUAGCGAAAUAUUAACGUUUGCGUUAAGUUAGGUUUAAACGGUGGGAAAAUAAUAAUAUUAGAUAUAUAUAAAUAUAUAUAUAUAGAGAGAGAGAAAGAGAGAAAGAUAUUCUCUUCGGUUAAGGUUUUUCGACACUCGUGCGUUCCAAGGGGGCGCCAUAGCAGACUGUUUUAUAUAUUUUUUUAAAGUGUAAUAUGUACAAAUUAGACGUGUUAAGGUAUGUCCCGAUGUUGUUUUAUCGGUGAACGUGAUUUUCGUUUCAGGGUGCAUUGAUCGAGAAAAGAGCGUCUCUACGAGUGUCAGUGGGUCGAUUGUUGUAAAUAUAGCGUUUAUAGGUGAACCGAAGUCUCCCAGCGGAACCCUUCUUUCUCGAUGAGAAAAUCGACGCGAACGGGAUCAAACGACUCUGUAAAUUUUCUCUAAAAUCGAAUAAUCGCUCGAUUCGCGACGACGGAACGCGGCAUCGAUCCGAAAAGGGACAGUCGCGUGCGAAAUCGACCACCUGAGAACGCGUCGACUCGAAGAUCUCGUUUCCGUUUCCAUUUAUUAAUCUCCGUGAAAAAAAAAAAAUGUGUUGGUAAUGUUAUUAUAGCGUCGCAGUAUUUUCGAAACGUUUUCGAAGGCAAUCCUUGUGCGAGUGAUGGUACACGAUACUUACGAAUUGUAAAUAGAAUAAAGUUUAUGACGCUGGAACCCCUUGGCAUCGCAUUGGUAUUCACGAUCCCUUAAAUUAAUAAGGAUGGAUCAGAAUUAAAAAAAAGGGAAGAUUUACGUGAACCUGAUUGGCUGGUGAUAGUAUUUCCUUCUGAUCUUCUUGAGUCAUUUUAAAUUCGCUUCUUCUGUUAAUUCUUCGAAGGUUUGUUUCAAGAAUGGCGACAUAAGAGGGAGAUAGAUGGUAUAAAGUAUAGAAAAGACCGAUUAACUCUUCGCGAUGUAAAAAUUUCAGUAGUUUUCUAACGUUUCGGAAUACGAAUUUUCAACGAAAAUAAUAAAACCGUGAAGAUAUGGCACACUCUCAGGGUAGUGCAAAGUACACGAGGGUUAAAUCGUCGAAGGUGACCAUUGUGCUUGAUUGGACAUUUUUCUAGCGAUUACUCGAUUUAACUACCUAUCGUUCUGCGAAGAGUUGAUAAGCUUCGUGAAAUUAUAGGCUCGAUUAUAGAAAGUAAAGCGUGUCUGUGCCGCGAUAGAACCGAUUUUUCAAAGCAUACGUGCGCCAUUAGAUUUUCAUGGAAACGAACAUCCUUUUCUUUCGCGAUUGUAGAUUCCAGCAAUCGAAAGAAAAUCGUUCCCCGUCGAUGAUUCGUGAUUCACAUGAAAACACGAUCGACUCGCGUCCUUGGCAAGCAAAAAUUUGAAAAAUCGCCUACGCCUAAUGCCCAAUUGCUAUUGUUGCGCGGGCGCAAUGCAAGAAACAACGAGAACAUGGGCUUCUCUCGAUUCCAAUCUCUUCGAGCGACGUAUAAUUCGCGAAGAAACGUCUGUUAUCGUCUAGACGCUGCACUUUCGCCUAAUUUGUAAAUACAUGAUACGUAAACAUAUUUAAAAAUGUAUCGAAACGAACGUGCGCGACUUUGCUGGGGUGGACCAUGAGAUUUUCGCUUUUUUCGUGUUCUAAACUAUCAGGAACGGUAUAUUCUAUCUAUUAAAUUGGUAGUUCUUUUAUCCUCAACUUUGUGUACCUUGUAUAGUGACCCGGAGUAUAGGGAUUGCUUUGGAAUUGCAUUUUCGAAUUUUUCAAGUUUCUUUCUACGCAUAUAAAUAAUAAUACUGCUCCUAUCGAUUCUUUCUUAUAAAUAAAAUUUGCUUGCUCAACCAAAAGCAAAAGUGAAACUUAAGGUCAAAGAAGCUGAUGAGCCACCCUAGUGUUCGGCAUUGCAUCGUUGCGUGAUCGACAGUUCUAGAAUCCUAAAAAAAUAGAAAAUCGAGCCAGGGAGAGAAAAGCAACGUGCAACGAACAUGCGCGCUCUUUUUCAGACGCUCAUUGAAAUCUCCUGGUGGAUAACACGCGAACACGAGCUCCACUUGUCCGUUCCGCGUUAGAGUAUCAUAGUUAGAAGGAAAAUUAUAUACGUAAAAAGUAUGCCUUAAUCGACGAGAAGGAAGGUUUUAACCGUAUCGAUUUCGAUCCUCCAAUUUUAGGCUUCGCUCUCCGAACGUGUUUCUUUUUUCUCUGUUUUCAUUUUCUUUUUAGCACGGGAAUCACGUUCCCCGUAGCUUUGUUUCAUUCUUAAAAUUUGAACGACAAUAAGAAGCGAGAAAGGAUCACGUUUCUUCGAGAUGAAAGGAAGCGUUUUACGCGCCGUGUGCCUUGAGCGUUGCCAACCCCUAACGAUUCACGAUUUUCCCUGUAAACAUGUUGUGGAUGAGACGGAUCGUAAUCAACACCGAAAAAUCUCAUAAGUGUGUGUAUAUAUGCAUAUAUACA